AUGCGACAUGCUCCCGCAUCUGAUGGGGAAAUCCCACGUCUCGAAGUGACGGAUUUUGCAGACGUCUUUCGAAGUUCUCGGGCAGUGCAUGCUAUGCCGCCAGAAGUCCGCACGGGUGAACCAAUAGCAGAUGAUCCAUUCAAACUCUCCUCGGAUUAUGCGUAUACGCCACGGAAACUGAAAGUAUUCACCAUUGGUGCCGGGUUCUCUGGCUUACUCAUGGCGCAUAAAUUCCAGCACCGCUUUCCAGAAAUGCGGGACAUUGUCGACCAUACAAUAUUCGAAGCUUUGCACGAUGUUGGUGGGACUUGGCUCGUCAACAAUUAUCCGGGCGUCCAAUGUGACGUUCCAGCGCAUAUAUAUGCAUUUCCGUUCGACCCAAACCCUGAUUGGCGUCGCUUCUAUGCCAGCGGUGCCGACAUUCUUGACUACAUUAAGAGAACUGUCAGGAAAUGGAAUCUGGAUCGUGAUCUUAAACUGAACACGAGAGUUGUCGGCGCGCAAUGGCAGGAAGCCCUUGGACAAUGGAAAGUCACCGUGGAACACGAGGGCACGCAAAGAGAAGAGUACUGUCAUGUCCUGAUUUCCAGCCAAGGGGUGCUUGUUCAUGAAAACUGGCCCAGUGUCCCUGGCCUCCGAGAUUUCAAGGGACAAAUCACACACUCGGCGCGAUGGGACCACAGUUACGACUACUCGAACAAGCGGAUCGCAGUCAUUGGAAAUGGUUCGUCUGGAAUCCAGAUCGUACCCCAAAUGACCAAGCUCCCAGGCACCACGGUCAAGAACUUCAUCAGGGGCCCAGCUUGGGUGUACUAUCGUGCUCCCCCAUCCAAGCAUCUUGGAAGGGACUUUGAUGAUCCCAACCCCGAGUACACAGAGGAAGAGAAGAAAAAGUUCCAGGACCCGGAACAACAUCUCUUGCAUCGCAAAGGCAUCAUCUCAAGAACCAACAAGUCAUUCUACAUCUUCAUGAAGGGAGAAAAUAAUAAGGAAGGCAUGAAACUAGCUGCGGCGCAGAUGGCCGAGAAGUUGAAUCACGACCUGGAUCUGUGCCAAAAGCUGAUACCCACGUGGGAGCUUGGCUGCCGGCGUAUCACACCAGGACCUGGAUACCUAGAAUCAUUCCUCCAGCCAAACUGCCACUUGACCAACAGUCCGAUUACCAAGGUGACCGAAAAUGCCAUUCAUACAGCCGAUGGCGAGGCGUUUGAGUGCGACGUUCUCAUUUGCGCAACGGGAUUUGACGUGUCGCACCGUCCACGAUAUCCCCUUGUUGGCUUGAACAAGGAGACGGAUUUGCGAACGCAAUGGGCUGACGAUCCAGAGUCGUACAUUUCCGUGGCCAUUCCCGAGUAUCCCAACUACUUCAUGAUGAUGGGGCCCAAUUGCCUUGGUGGUCACGGCUCACUGGUUGAAUCCUUGAACUGGACCGGAGACUAUUUCGUCAAGUGGAUAAAGAAGAUGGCGACCGAGGACAUCAAGUACAUUCAUCCAAAGAAAUCGGUGACCAAGGCUUUCAUAAGGUACGGUGAUGAAGUCCACAAGACGUUGGUCUGGACGGGCAACUGCAGCAGCUGGUACAAGCGAGGCAAGGUCAACGGCAGGGUGACGGCGUUGUUUGGUGGCAGUGCGCACCUCUUCCACCGGAUGCUCAGCGAAAUUCGCGCCGAGGAUUUCGAAAUCACCUACAACACCGCAAACCCCUUCAGAUUCAUGGGCAAUGGGUUCACAGCGUUUGAGAUGGAUGAGAGUAGCGAUCUCUCGUGGUAUGUGGAGACAGCCGAGGUGCCCGAAAGUGGGAUCGAGUGA
Messenger RNA from Pestalotiopsis fici W106-1, 1809 nucleotides. RefSeq lists its product as uncharacterized. The transcript has 3 exons. Gene Ontology annotation, molecular function: NADP binding; flavin adenine dinucleotide binding; N,N-dimethylaniline monooxygenase activity. Lineage: Eukaryota; Fungi; Ascomycota; Sordariomycetes; Amphisphaeriales; Sporocadaceae. The coding region runs from base 1 to 1809 and encodes 602 amino acids. The record is from RefSeq and is a predicted model, not a curated record.